AUGAAGAUAACGGUUCGCACGAUGCAACACAACUCGGAGACGAAAGUCAUCGAAGUUUCCUCAGGUUUGAUGACAGUUGGAGAGUUGAGAAAAAAAAUUGCUUCGGCUUUCUUCUCCGCCUCGGAAUCUUCUUCGUCGUCCUCGUCGGCGUCGUUGAACAUGUUUCUGAGAGGAGCUGCGCUGAACGACGACGACGAGCGAGCGAAUAUUAAACCAGGCGAUACAGUUUUAGUUAAUUUCCAACCGGUGGUGUCUUCUUCGGCACGAAGCCAACAACAGACAAAGUUGAACAAAGGGAAACAAUCUUCUUCUUUGAACUUUCUUCAACGAACUCUCAUUCGGAAUCGGAACAAAAAAGGGAGAGGAUUUUUCAGCUUUUUCUCGCCCAACGCUGCUCGAUUUUUCAUCGUCAUUUGCAGCACGGCGGUGAUUCGGUUUAUAUUGGGAACAUUCUUCUGGUGUUGUGUCGCGAAGAUGGCGUAUAAUCACGACUUGGGCCCGAUUUUUGUUUUGUGUUCUCUGUUCUAUUUGAUGUUUUCGAACAUGUCCAAUGCGCCGACGACGACGAACAAAGAUGGGAAACUCUCAGCGUACAGUUUAUUCAAUAAAAAUUUCGAGACAUUACCUGGUACUUUUGAUGCGAUGGCAGUCGAACGUAACGUGAGACAAAAUCACGAUAACGUUAAUACUACUUGA
This is a messenger RNA of Bathycoccus prasinos, 696 nucleotides long. RefSeq lists its product with no specific name. Lineage: Eukaryota; Viridiplantae; Chlorophyta; Mamiellophyceae; Mamiellales; Bathycoccaceae. The coding region runs from base 1 to 696 and encodes 231 amino acids. The record is from RefSeq and is a predicted model, not a curated record. The transcript has a single exon.